Messenger RNA from Pygocentrus nattereri (red-bellied piranha), 4254 nucleotides. It is a transcript of the gene trip10a, whose product is annotated as thyroid hormone receptor interactor 10a. Gene Ontology annotation, molecular function: protein binding. Bases 272 to 2056 code for a protein of 594 amino acids. The record is from RefSeq and is a predicted model, not a curated record. Gene Ontology annotation, biological process: signal transduction. The transcript is spliced from 16 exons. NCBI's taxonomy places the organism in Eukaryota, Metazoa, Chordata, Actinopteri, Characiformes, Serrasalmidae.
UUGGGAGGGACGCGGAUAUGAAAGCUUAGUCGAUCCCUUUGCCUUGCAACGAAAAUUACUUGGACAACGGAAAGUAAGUUAGCCUGUUAGUUCGCUGAAGUGCGGAUUCGUUUUUCUAGUGUGUUACGCAUAACUUUAAGUGUCAGAUGUGAGGUGUGACACUCGGUUUGUGCCUUACCGUCGUGGCUCCCUGUUCUGCUGAGUUGGGAUAACUUUUCAGCUGAGCUGCAGCGGCGGUUUGGGAUCCGCUGAUAAGAAGAAGGAGUCGACCAUGGAUUGGGGCACGGAACUCUGGGAUCAAUACGACGUCAUUGAAAAGCACACACUGUCUGGGUUGGAUCUGGUCGAGAAAUAUAUUAAAUUUGUUAAGGAACGCACAGAGAUUGAGCAAAACUACGCCAAGCAACUAAGGAAUCUAACCAAGAAGUACAGUCCCAAACGAGGCAGCAAGGAGGAGCAGGAAUGCAGGUUUUCAAACCACCAGUCCUUCCUGGACAUUCUGAACGAGAUGAAUGACUAUGCUGGUCAGAGAGAGCUGAUUGCUGAGAACAUGAUGAUGAACAUCUGCAUCGAGCUCACAAAGUACCUGCAGGAGCUCAAACUGGAGCGCAAGACGCAUCUAUCAGAUGGCAAAAAGGCCCAGCAGUCUCUGGAGAGCACCUACAAGCAGCUUGACAAUAGUAAAAAACGCUUUGAGAGAGAGUGGAGAGAGGCAGAAAAAGCAACACAGUAUGCAGAGAAGACAGAUCAGGACAUUAAUGCUACAAAAGCUGAUGUGGAGAAGGCCAAACAGCAGGCGCAUAUGCGCACACACAUAGCGGAGGAGUGUAAGAAUGACUACGCUGCCCAGCUGCAGAAAUACAACAAGGAGCAGAACCAGUUCUACUUCACUGACAUGCCUCUUAUAUUCAAUAAUCUGCAGGACAUGGAUGAGAGGCGCAUGCGGAAGUUGGCACAGGCCUACAUCCUGUAUGCUGACACAGAGAGGCACGUCAUGCCCAUCAUAGGGAAGUGCCUGGAGGGCAUCACCAGGGCUGGCACCAAUGUCAACGAGAAGAAUGACUCCUUGGUUCUCAUAGAGCAGCACAAGUCAGGCUUUGAGCGGCCUGGCGACCUGGAGUUUGAGGACUACAGUCAAGGCAUUAACCGAGCCUCCUCUGACAGCAGCCUGGGCACCCCCAAGGGUCCGCUGGAUCUGCUGGGCAAAAACAAAAGCAAACCAUUCUGGUUGUUCAGCAAGAAGAGCAAGUCUUCCUCCUCCCCGCUCACUCCCUUCUCCACACCCCCUGCUCCCUCACCCGCUAACGGACCCCCUUCUCCCAAGUUUGGCCGGGACCCCCUGUCAUACUGUUUGAAGGAGAUCAAUAAGACAGUCAAACCCCGAAUCUCCUCCUUCCGGACCCUUCGUAGAACGAAGUAUACCCUGGAGAGGAUCACGCCGGCUGCCACAGAGGACUUUGGCCACCUCCCGCCAGAGCAGCGCAGGAAGCGGCUACAGCAGAAAAUCGAUGACAUCAGUAAGGAGCUACAAAAGGAACUGGAUCAGAGUGAGGCUCUGGGGAAGAUGAAAGAUGUAUAUGAGAAGAAUCCUCAGAUGGGCGAUCCUGCCAGCUUGGCCCCACAGAUCACCCAGACUACCCACAACAUUGAGAGGCUUCGGGGGGAGCUCAGCAAAUAUGAGUCGUGGCUUGCAGGAGCUGGAGGUCGAGGAGAGUCUCUCCGUUACUCCACUCACUCACUGAACAACAAUACUGGCAACAAUGUGUACAGUCCUGAUGGAGCCCAGUCAGAUGAGAGCACUCCUGAUGCCUCACAGGCCAUCUAUGCUGAGUUUGACGAUGACUUUGAGGAAGAGGAGCUGUCUAUUCCUAUUGGCCAAUGUACAGCACUCUACAACUUUCCAGGCUCCAGUGAGGGCACCAUCGCCAUGCAGGAGGGUGAGGUUCUUGCUGUGGUGGAGGAGGACAAGGGCGACGGCUGGACGAGGGUGCGGCGAAACAACGGUGAUGAGGGCUACAUUCCCACCUCCUACGCCAACAUCACACUCAACAAGUGACCCAUUACAACCCCCCCCAUGCAGCUGCUUUACAGCGCCGUCCCCAGCCCUGGAGCACCUCCCCAUAACGGCUCAUCGUCUGCCACAGACCGCUGCUCUCUUCAGGGUUCUGAGAAAGAGAGACCGGGAGAGAUGGAGGAUAAUAUUAUAUGUGGAAUUUAUUCUGACAGGUGCUGGUCAGGUCAGCGAGUGAGAAAGUUGGAACCAUUCCAUGCAUUUUUCUUUUCACUCCAUCCCUCAGCCUUUCCCGUUCAUCAAAGACAGCCCGCAGAGUGGAUUGUGUUUGGAUGCUUUAGGCGAAUAGGAUCCGUACGACACGUUUCACAAAGUGCGCAUGGAAUCGGACAAAUGAUUAAUUCAUCAGCUUGAGCCUACCUUGUCAGCGCCGAUCAGAAGACGAUCACUCGUAACCAUAGCUACCCUCUCUCUGUCCCAUGCCCUGACCUUCUCGUUUCCUCACAGUUUUCCAGUUUAAAUAUUCACUCAGACAUAAUGCACAGGCCAUUGAGCGCCACUCCUUUGCAAAUGCCUGCCUACGUGUGCAAUUAUAGUGGAAUGAUUGAGCGUCUGUAUGAAAGAGAGAGAGAAGGAUAGAGAGCACAUUAGAAACCAAUUGAUAAGGUCAGACAUUUCUUCGUUUAUAAAUAUUAAUGGAGUAUUAAAUACUACAUACCCUGCAAUGCAAGACUGUUAAGACAAUCAGCGCCAUAAUUAAAGGGGAUUACCAUCAAGGAGUCAAAAUUUCUGCAUAAUUUAAGGGCUUACAUUAGAGGUGGUCUAUCCUGCCUCUAGAGUCUAUCGCAGUGGUCAUUGGGUAAAAGGCAGGAAUCCGGUCAUUGCUAUUGUCCAUAAUUCCGACCUUCUGUAGGACUGUACAUUUCACAACAACCUACUCUAAAUCAUUUUCUUCACAUCCUAUUCAUGUUAUUAUGCAGAAAUCUUUAAAAAUUGGUGAAAUUCUCCUUUAAGCUCCUAAUUUCAUCACAGCUUAUUACAGUUCCAUCUACAGAUAUUUUGCAAAUAUACGAUUUUGUGCUGAGAGACCAUAAGUUAUUCAUUGUUUUUAAAAAGAAUAUUAAAUAUUGUGUGGUCACAUGUCCAGAAAAGGUUACUGUACACACCGCAGUUUAUCAGCGAUUAACGUGUAAAUAAAUAAAAGAAAACAAAAGAUGUGCAACAUUUUAGGACUUUCAUAUUUAUGUAUAAGAAAUAAUAUAUUUUAGAUAUCACAACACCACUAUUGUCUUACUAGCGUUUUGUCCUUAAGGAAAAAGGAUUGUAUAGUCAGAGCCGGUUCCUGUAUGCAGUAGUUAAAAGUGAGGAAGACGUGUCGGGAUAUUUUAUUGCUGUAGUUCGCCUAAUUGAGCCAGAGUCUGCUCUACCUGCGAGGCAGUUUCUUAUGUCCAGGUGCCUUCUAGUUAAGCAUUGUGUAUGUAACAUUUACAGUACAGCUGUCUACUGUCCCUAGAGACUUUAUAAAUGUCAAGCACAUUUCUCAGAUGAUAAGGUGUCAUGUGUUUUAUGAUCCAUAUUUGUCACUGUGCUGAUAUGGUGACAAUUUUACUGUUUCUUGUAGUUUCCCGAUGUGAGAUGCCCAUUACUGACUUGUUGCUAGUCACAUGAUUAGUCAUAAAAUGUGCAUAAUGUCACUAUCCACCAUCUGCUGGGAUGAAGAGUCAUCUCAGGUCAGGCACAUCUGUCCACCAUUACUUCUUGUCACUGCAUGAAGUCCCAUGCUCUUUCUGCAAGCUUUAUUUUGCUUAAUAUUUCAUCAGGUUUUAAUGGAAAAUUCCACUUUAUGAUGGCUGUCCUGCUGCUGUUGCCCACAGUAAGAAUUUUGUAGUAGGUCAGUGAAAGAUAUGCUGCCUUAUUGGAGACAUUCUUUACUUCCCUGUGACUCACAGAUGCCCCCUUCUGAUGGUGAAAUGGGUUUGCUGUUAGCUUCAUAGCUAGAGGUCUGCAUGGGCAUGAAAGUGAAGCCUGAACUGACCCGUAUCUAUGACUUUUGAAACCUGACCCAACCAAACAAGGCCCGAGUCUUGCUGCUAAAUUUGCCACCCAAACUCGACCCAAACCUGUCAUGUGCUAACAGAGAUGGAAUAUCAGAGGUGGUUUUGCAGUGCUUUGUUUCCUUUGUUGCAACAUGCCAUUUUUACCGAUUUGCACAUCUGUAAAUACACUAACCGCAUUUAUCAGUA